AGUGUACUCCUCCCCUCCUCCUACCCCCUCCUCCCUUUGCCUGAGACGCAAUUGAUGAGCAUAAACAACACCCUGAAGUGGCAUUAGGUUAUCUCUCCCAGCGACGGAGCAGCACGCGCCUAGACAGCAGCACGAGCACAGAAAAGCACAGCCAUGGGGAAACUCUACCAGGUCAUGGUGAACGGAUUGAGGGGUGAAAAGAUCACGAUCGACCUGUGCAACACCGAGGAGCAGUUCAAGAGCAUGACCGUGCUGCAGUUGAAGGAGAAGGUAGCCGAGAAGUUUCCCAAUGACACAGGAGUGGGGGCUCUGAGGCUGAUCUUCACAGACAAGAUGCUGGAUGGAGACUCCGGGCUGCUGAGUGUUUAUGGAAUCCAGCAUUUGUCCGUCAUCCACGUGGUGUUGAAGGUUCCUGGAGGACUGUGACCACCUCCACGGCAUGCUGCUGCUGUUUGCACAUUGUUAAACUCCACUGUUUGGGCUAUUUCCCUGUCUUACUCCUUUUAUUGUUCCAAUGUUUAAAAAAGAUGUUUCUGUGGUCCAAAAUAAAGACAACUUCUGUCUUA
Molecule: messenger RNA, 566 nt
Organism: Eleginops maclovinus (Patagonian blennie)
Lineage: Eukaryota; Metazoa; Chordata; Actinopteri; Perciformes; Eleginopidae
Exons: 2
Coding region: 154-426 (90 amino acids)
Molecular function (GO): protein binding
Source: RefSeq, a predicted model, not a curated record